AUGAUUGUAGCUCAAUACGAAGCCAUAUUCGCUGAGUUGUCAAGAUAUGUCACAAGACUAGACGAAGAUUAUAAAAUAACAAGACUUGAAGAAGGUCUUCGUCAGAAUAUCCGAACAAGAUUUUGUUGUGCAGAUAUUCAGAAGUACUCUGAAAUUGUAGAUAAAGCCCUUCGAGCCGAGAGAGAUUGUGAACAUUUUCUGAAGUCGAAGGUAGGAAGCCAAAGCAGAACCGCUCCAAAUCAACAACAACCUUUGGAGAAGAGACAAUGGAUGCAUGUUCAAGCAGCACCAUUAGGAAAUCAGGAGCAACAUUUUCCUGAAAAUUGUUCGUAUUGUGGAAAAUAUGGACAUAAAGCUCAAGUGUGUAGGACCAGACUUAAAGACAUGGGAGUGAUGCCGCUUCAGCAAAUACCUCCCAGAGUGCAACUUCCAGUACCUACUCAACAGUCGGGUCAAGCGUCGUGUGCAUUGCCUUCUAAGCCUCCACAGAAUCAACAUAAUAGGCCUCAACCUCCUACGUCUCAAAAUCAGAGAAAUCAACUAACCAAAAUGCAGCCGUCGAGAGCUCGGGUUUAUUCUAUUCAUUCUAUCGCACCGGCAGACAAGCCAGAAGAUAACCAUAAUAUUGUGGAAGGAAAGCCUGUUAUUUUAGAUAAGAUUUGCAAGUCUGUUUUGGUCAUAUUAGGAGGGAUUCCAAUGAUAGCUAACUUGGUUGUCAUGGACAUGUUUGGAUAUGAUAUUAUUUUUAGUAUAGAUUGGCUUACCCCUAAUCAUGUCAAGUUGGAUUGUUAUGAAAAGACAGUUGGUUUUUCCAUACCUCGAAGAGAGCCAUUUACAAUUCAAGGGAAGCAGAUGAAUGAAAGGAUCGAGCGUAUUAUGCUGUUAAUGAAUGGAGAGACACCAGAAUUGUCUGUAGACCAAAUUCCGGUAGUGAGGGAGUAUCAAGAAGUCUUCCAAGAUAUACCAGGUUUGCCACCUUGUAGAGAAGUAGAUUUUGGUAUUAAUCUUCUGCCAGGAUCAGCACAAAUAUCUAUGUCUCAUAUCGAAUGGCGCCUGUCAAAAUGA
Messenger RNA from Magnolia sinica, 1065 nucleotides. RefSeq lists its product as uncharacterized. NCBI's taxonomy places the organism in Eukaryota, Viridiplantae, Streptophyta, Magnoliopsida, Magnoliales, Magnoliaceae. The record is from RefSeq and is a predicted model, not a curated record. The transcript is spliced from 2 exons. The coding region runs from base 1 to 1065 and encodes 354 amino acids.